AUUUCAUGGGGAAGUCUCAAAACUUAGGGAUCAAACAAAGCAGUAGUACUCCUGGUCCUAGUAAGUGGAUGGAGCUGCCUAUCUCACGGUCACCAAGCAUUGUCCAGUGUAGUACUGGUCAUGAUGGUCAUCAUAUAGUCAUGCUAUCUGAGGAUGGGUCAACGUACUUUGCUGGUACUGCGAGGAAAGGUGAAGAUGGGGAUCAAGUGAAAGGUCGUCGCCAGAUGAAGCCUAGUAAACCAGUGAAGAUGCUUCGUCUAGACGGCAAACAUGCCAUUCAUUCAGCGUGUAAUAACGGUAGUACUGCAGUGGUUACCAGAGAAGGGGAACUCUAUCUCUUUGGGAAAGAUGUCCAGAAUGCAGAGGCUUCUACUGGUCUUGUGACUGAGUUGAAGGGUACCCCAAUCAAGGAGGUAGCGUUAGGUAAAGCACAUGUAUGUGCAUUGACCACUACUGGACAACUCUACACCUUUGGGAUCAGUAACAAAGGUCAAUGUGGACGAGGGGUCAUAGCUGGACAUCCUGCCAAGGAAGAUGCAAUAUCGGAAGGGAUCCCCAUAGCAACGGAAGAUGAUGUUGAAGAGGAGGAAGUAGACAAGGAGGAGGAGCCAUGUAACCAUGACUUUGUUACUGAUCAAUGUAUGAUCUGUACCUCGUGUGGGGAGUGUACAGGGUAUGGGGAUAGCUGUAUUAGGAGCCAACGACCUGGAAGGAGGCCUGGUCUGAUCUGUGGAUGUGGAUCAGGAGAUGCAGGGUGUAGUAAGUGUGGAAUGUGUAGGGCUUGUAUAGGUGAUGGCGGCGGCGUCGUGGCCGCAGCGGUCGGUGUGAAUGCUGCAGGAGAGAAUAACCAGGGUAACAAUCGAAGCAGAGGAGGAGGAGGAGGAGGAGGAGGAGGUAAUAACGUAGUGAUGAUGGGUAAUGGCGCACCCAAUGACUGGCUAGGUCAUCUCAGGGAUGCGUUCAUCAGAAGGAAGGUACAUCAUAGACAGCUGGACUGGGUGCUCGGCAAGGACAAAGGAAAAGAUGAAGGUAAUAACAGUGGAGAUGAUCGUGAACCUGAGCGAGACUUCGGCAAACAUGUCAUCCACCCACCCGGCCUGGUUACCAUAGGAACAGGACAAACACCAAUCAAACAAGUCACAUGUGGACUACACCAUUCAGUGGUUCUUCUGGAGAAUGGUGAGGUGUAUGCCUUUGGUCUUGGUAAUCAUGGUCAGCUUGGGCAGAGAGAUUCAGCAAACAGAUCAAGUCCAGUGAAGAUUCCAUUGGAUGAGAAGGUAACCCAGGUUGCUGCUGGUAGCAACCAUACUGUGCUUCUAUCAGAGACAGGAAGGGUCUAUACGUGUGGCAGCUUUCAGAAAGGGCAGCUGUGCCGACCAAUCCAGGAGGAAAACAAUGCUGCCGGUGCUGUAUCACACAGCAGCCCCGGCCCCAUCCCUUCACUAGGUGCUAGAUGUAGUAGGAGAGCUACAUGGAUUGAUGCAUGUGGGGAUAGGACGUUUGUCAAGAUAGAUGAGGCUCUUAUCAGUCCCAAGAUGCUCACUGAUUCACUCGUCUUUGCUGACCAAGCUGAGAUAGGUAUCCUUCCUAAUGAUGAGACGGUAUCUUCAGUGAAGUGUUUGAUGUUGAAUCGUACAGAUGGCAGCUGUACUAGCUUCAUGGGCUCAGAUCAGAUGAGCUUCAAAGGCUGCAGUGUGUGUCUAGAUCCUUUCUAUAGAGUUCUAUGGAGCUACAAUCCACUGCUUCAUCAGAUCCAGUGCUUCAACAUUCUCAAGACAGGUGCAUCGUUCCCUUCUACCACCACCACCCUCCAAGAACUACCCCCUGCUGCUUCCAUUCUUACCCCUCAGCUAGCCCUACCUUGCACCCCUCAUAUCCCCAUCGAUGGCUCCCAGAUAGCACUCAAUGUACUGGCUUGCCUCGACUCAUUGACUGCCAGCCGGGAAGCAGGGCUUACCAUCUUGGAGUCAGAGACUCAGGUCCAGAGUGUUGCAAAGGUCUAUACCAAAGAAGACUUCAGUAUUGUCAACAGGUUUGAAGGCUAUGGAGGUGGGUGGGGUUACUCAGGUCAUUCUGUUGAAGCAGUACGAUUCUGUCCUGAUACGGAUAUCUUGCUUGGAGGGUUUGGUCUCUUUGGAGGGAGAGGAGAGUAUAGUGCUAAGAUCAAGGUGUAUGAUCUUGGACCGAAGGGAGGAGAGUAUGAGUUAGAUGGAGAGUGGAUGGCAGAGAGUGAUGACAUCACCUUCGACUGUGGGGCAAGAGAGAAGUUUCCCAUUCUGUUUGAGGAGCCAGUACCCUUAACAGCAGGUAACUGGUAUGUAGCAUGGGCAAGAGUGAAUGGACCUAGCAGUGAUUGUGGAUCUAGUGGUCAAGGCACUGUCACAACAGAAGAUCAAAUUUCAUUCCAGUUCAUGAGUUCAAAGAAAUCUAACAAUGGAACCGACAUCAAUGCAGGACAGAUUCCUCAGAUACUCUACAGGAUGCCUCAACCUGAUGCGAAUAACUUCAGAGGUCAAUCAUCUCAUGGUGAACCAGUUCACAUUCUCUCAUCAUCGUUCAGUAACUCAGUAUCACCGGAGGUGUUUGAGUCUCUGUUGAAACUGCUUCAGUGGAGCUGGACAACAUUCAAGAAGAAUGCGGAAGGGGUCAUGAAGAAGAAAGACAAGGAGCUGCUGAAUGCAUGCAAUGAGCUAGACAGACUGGUUUAUAUUGCUUCGGCCUGUCUUAGAUUACUAAGAAGUCAUGUGUGUGAAAUAUACCCAAACCCAGGGACUGGGAAACGUCCAAACAGCGGGUCAUCACAACUCCCAGAAUGCAUCUCCAUGACCUGUGACCUCCUGAAGCAGAUCCUUGGUGAACUGACGGAGAUGGAGCUACAGAGGGCGAUAGAAGACGCUCCCAGGUUAACGACCCCUUCACCCAUUCCCCACCCCCUAGGGAGGAUCAUGAGGGGUGUAGUCGAGGAGUGUCACCAUACCUUUGUGCAGUGUUUUCAUGCUUUCUAUCCUACACCACAACUCAAGUGGGUCUUCCUCUGUGAUCUUCUCAACUCUAGUCAACAUAGUCUUGCCCCUGAUGCCAACGGUCACCUCCUAGCAGCAGUGUUAGAAGCCCUGUGUGACUCAACGGUCAAACUGACCAAAGUCUUGCCUAUCCUGAGAGAGCAUCCUGACCCUCACCCUCCAGAUCAGACCAGAGCACCGGUCAAUCCGGUCAAUCCUGUUCCCUUUGCUAAACAGCUCUCCAUGGAAGAUUCACCCAGUGCUGCUCAAGCUGAAGCCAGGGCUCAGUUUCCUGAGCUCGUUGUUCACAUGGAAGAUAGGGUACAGGAUGAAGGAGUGAUAGCUCUCAACACUAGUUUCCAAGAGAUCCUUGAUAAACUACUCAUACUUCUCACAACACCUGUCACAGAAGCAUUAGAUAAGAAGCAGCAGUGUUUACCCAGCACACUAGUGAAGAAUGCCAGCAGACUACUCACCUGUAUUGUGAGUGAGCUCUCAGCUAUGGCUUGCAUCAAUGAGAGUGACAACCAGACGUCAGGACGCCCUCUGUUGACGACCCCAUCACGCUUCACCCGAGUGAGUCAGAAUCGAGGUUGGAGUACCGGUAACGGUACCCCUGAUGCUGUAUGCUUCAGUGUUGACAAGCCUGGUGUAAUGAUAGCUGGAUUCUGUGUCUAUGGUGGUGUAGGAUACUACAACUAUGAACUGGAAUUGCUUGAUGGGAGUGAGGUUGGACCUGAUGGUAACAGCCAGCGAUGGAACUCACUAGAACUGGUCAAAGGAUCAUACGGUCAUCUCGACCUAGCCAAAGACAUUGCAGAGAUCAAGUUUGACCGUCCAGUACCGGUCAAGGAAGGAGUGAAGUAUGCUGUCAGACUACGUAACCAUGGUAACAGGACGGUGAAUGGAGACGGUGGUAUGACCCAUGUGAAGUGUCCUGAUGGAGUGACGUUCUCGUUUAGUCUAUGUAGACUGAGCAGUAAUGGGACCAGUCAGACCAGGGGACAGAUUCCUCAGAUUCUAUACUUCAAUACUGCAGCUGAGAAUGAGACCCAGAGAGUAGAGCCUAAAUCACAGGUUGUUGAGCAACAAGCAAGGAUUAAUGUACUCUCUAUCAUGACAACCAUCGUCAAGGCAGCUAGUGAUCUACUCAAGAAAGCUGAAGGUUGUCAAGAUCUAGAGAUUCCUGCCACCUUCACAUCAUCUCAUCUCUUCUCACAGCUACUACCUCUAGUCCUAGCUUACAUUGGUCCUGUUACUUCAGCUGAUCCUAAGAGUGCUGUCCAGGUCUUGGAUCUGUUGAAGGACCUCCUCCCUCCAGUGGCUUCCAUCAAUCAGCAAUUUGCUCCGCCCACUCCACCUGUCAAUCAAAGUACAGAUAGUUGCAAUGGCCAAUCAGCAGCUGACAUUCAUACCAUCACCACCUCCAUGCAUUACGCUGUGGUGGAGUGUGAUCAUCCAUACAAGCCUGCUACUGUGGCAAACUACAAGGUGUGUUUCCCUGAUUCAGUGCAAUGGAUGUUACUACAGUUUGAUCCUCAAUGUGGUACAGCUCAACCAGAGGACAGUCUUCAACUCUACAUUCCAACUACCCAUCAUCAACCUACUAACACACAUCAUACCAGUGCAUCUACAUCACCAUCACCGGUCUCUUCCACCUCAGCCACAGCGCCCUCAACGGUGACGGUCACUCAGGGUGAUAAGGGGCCGUCGUCCACGAGGUCAUGGCCAGUCAUCAAGAAGUGUCAUGGUAAAAUCAACUGGCCUUCUUCAGCUGUUGUACUUCCAGGUAAUGAGGUAUCGUUUGUGUUGGGUACUGCAUCAGACUAUGUGAAGGAUGAGAAAGCCAACAUGUUUGGAUUUAAAUGUACCAUCAUUGGCUAUGAAUGGAUACCAACUUGUGAUGAGGGUCUAGUGAACCUAGAGAAAGAGAUAGCGUACCUGGGUGGUAUGUGUGCUGCAUCUAUGAUGAAGAAAGACAUCAGUCUUCCUCCGUCGUCAACGGAGACGGGAAAUGAGGAGGUGGAACUCAUCACGGAGGCAGCUGAGGAGAUCUUCAGUAGCCAUGCAAGCCUGCUUUGUCGUGGGUUUGCUCUGGCCCAGCCUCCUACCAUCCACCAAGCUUUAGAGGGUAACCUACCGUUGAGUACUCAGUCUAAUGAACGAGCUUUCCUCAGGGACUUUGUCAUGUGUGCACCAGGGACUAGUGGAGGUAGACUAGCAAGAUGGUUACAGCCUGAGUCAUAUGUAGAGCCUCGUCAGUGUGAUGUGAUAUUCACCAGAGAUGAGAUCAGAUGUAGUGUUCCUACAGUGGUGACUGUACUGAGCAGGGAUCAGUAUGCUGGACUGGUGUUUGUACCUGGUUUGAAGAUUGAAGUAGAAGCCGUCCCCGUUGGUAAGCGAGAUCAUCCCUACCAGUCCUCUAAGUUCCAGAAGGCAUCUAACUCCAGUGACAAAGACUUGACCUUUGGAGGUCACAAAGCACCGACCUUUGACACGCCCUUUGAACCUGUGAUGAGGAGGGAGGUAUCGGUGUAUAACUCUAUCACCAUGAUGAAGGAGUAUGAGAGUUACUCCUUUGAGGAGCUGAGGUUUGCUUCUCUUCCAGUCACAAGACCCAAUGAAAGCAUGCUUGUAAGAGAUAACAAUGAUGGAACCUACACAGCUAAUUGGACUCCAAGCUCAAUAGGACUCUACUCAAUACAUGUCACCAUCGAUGGUCAUUCAUUAGAAGAUGUCCCUCAAGUAGAGGUGAACGACCCUCCUCAUGGGGUCCUUCCACCCAAUGCCACGCCAAAGAAGACCUCUCCACCGGUCAACAAGAUGAGGAAGCUCAUCGCUAAGUAUUGCCGUGGGCUCAGGAUCAGAAGUGCUCCCUCGCUACAGAGUGAACAGAUAGGAAUCGUUGAUGUAGGAGGUGUCAUCAUCUUUACUGAAGAGCUCCAGAAUGAGGAUGGUAUUUGGGUGCGGCUAACCCAUGAGAGCAUCAAGAAGUAUUGCCCUGACAAUGGUGUCCGAGAGGGAUGGUGUCUCCUCUAUAAUCAACACAUCGGAAAGACAUUCCUCUUCCCUGUCGAGGAGUCCAAGUCUAUUUAUGAUGACCGCCCUGAGAGAAGGGAGUCUCCGACGGCAAGCGCCCUCAAGAGUCUGGAUCCAGACAGCCCUGCUCUUGUGAAACCCAAAACAGGUGGUCCCGGGCUGUAUCAGGUGAUUAACUGUGGUCCAUCAGGUCAUAACAUCCGCUGUAGAGCUAGUCUCAAGGCCACGCCCAUUGGUAUGAUGGUGAUGGGUAACCAAGCCAAUGUGGUCCAAGAGGUGCGGCUUGGUGAUGGUUCCAUCUGGGUGAAACUAGACAAGGCUAGUAUGACUCGGUACUGUGAGAAUACCAAGGGAGAAGCAUGGGCUCUAUCCUUCAGUAAAGGUGUCAUGUACCUCAUGCAUGAGAAUGAUCUCUCACUCACGGACAAGGAGAAAGCAAAGGCGGUUUCUGAGAACUUGUCUUUCUACUCGGUAUCUCAAGGUGGCAAGGGAGGUACAGGCUUUGACUUCAAGAAUGCUCAGGGACCGCCAUCAUUAGGCUUUGCCCCUCCAGGAGACUUGGUGCCAUACAUGUUUGGUAAUAAACCCUCAGCUAAUGGAUCAAUAUCCCAUGAGAAUGGACAGCUUGAUGACGAUGAAGAUCCCUUUGAUCAUUUUGGUGCCCUACCUGUAGCUAAUCAUGUUGAUGAAGCAGGAAACAUAGUGAACUCCAAGGAGAAAGAGAAUCUUGAUCCUGCAAAGGAGGCCUUAGAGAUCAAGAGAGAAUCACGGUCAGAAGUGAGAAAAGAACCCAGAAAGGGCUCCUCACAGAGCAGUGAACGUGUCAGUGUCGUUGGUAGUAAAGUCAGGUCUAAGAGCGUUGAUAGUAUGACAUCAGCUGAAUCAGAGCUAGCAAGGAUGACAGCUGCUAGCAAUCAUCAACCAUCUAGUCCCUUACCGCAUGGAAGCCCUCAGAGAUCUAGGUUCACUAUCGGUACCACCUCAAGUCAGCAAUCACCAAAGAGUAGCAUGUCUCCUAAGCCAGGGAGGAAGUCACGGUCUCCUUUUGGUAGGAGAGACAGAACUUUAUCACCUUCUAGCAAAGACAGGUCACCAGCGAGAUUCAAAGCGAGCAUACUGAAGCAGGAAGCUGUCAAGGAGGUGGCACAAACAGCCAUUGCAACCUCGGUAGCAGAAUGUGUUAGAUGUGUGUUUGCAGCCUUUUUAUGGCACGAGGGACUUGUUCAUGAUGCCAUGGCUUGUGCAUCAUUCCUCAAGUUCAACCCAGGGAUGACCAAGCAAUCUACCGUAAGUCCUCAGGAACCUGCCAAUACUCAGAACAAAAGAGACCUCAAGCUGAAGAAUAGACACUCCAUGGAUCUCAGCAAGAGCAUGUCUGAUGGAAUCUUCUUUAAUUCAUCAGAGUUCUCCAUUCAGGAGCAUCCUCUCAAUCAAAAUGAAAUGUCAAAUUGUCGGUUGAGCGAUAAGACUCUUGAAGAAGCCAAGAAAGGACUUGAAUCUGCUUCAGCUACUCAAACAGUACCCACGUCUCCUCUUGCCAAGUCUUUCAAUGCCAUCCCUUCCAGCGCACCUGAGAAUGAUGGAACAGCUGCACUUAAAGCUGCCUCAGCAUUCCUUCCUCCUGCAUCCCCCAAACACUCACCAAAAACAGUUCCCAAGCCAUCCCAGGAUGCCCUCACCAAGAAGCCCAACCCAUCACCAAAGAAGCUCAUUAGUGCUACGGAGAAGGAUCUAGACUUUGCUGAGAUGAGGGAACGAUCAGCUACAGUUGGAGCUGAGUACACCAACAAGACUCCUCAAAAAGAGUCGGCCAACAAGCCUGCCAAAGAUGCGGAAUCAAAACUAACAUUGCCAGUCACUCUCAAGCAUCUUCUAACAUUCUGGGAUGAACUGACGUCGACGACAGUCAACAUUGCUUCCCAGCAGGUCCUUCUUCCCAGUCCUGCUCCCAUCACCAAGACCAAAGCAAAGAUUGAGAAGAAGGAAGAACUUCCCAAGCGGGAGAACAAGGGCAAGAAGCGCAGGGACAAGUACUUUCGUGGUGGACAUGGUAACUUGUUUGGUGAAGCAGCCGGCGUGCAAGCCAGGAUGGGUGACUUUGAUACCAUCUGUGAUUUGUGCUUAGGUGUCUUUCCUCACCCUGUCACCUACCAUAUGAGACAAAUGCACCCGGGAUGUGGUAAGACUGCUUGGGGACAUGGGUACAACAGCAGUGGAGUCUACAGGAAUGGUUUUGUAGGGAACUGCGGAGAGGGCGGUACAGUGGGGAGGGACUGGUAUCUCAUGUGUGAACGUUGUAGAGAGAAAUACAUGCAUGAUGCCGAGGAUAAGAACAAAGACAAAGCUAAGAAAGUACGUAAGAGGGUUCCUUCUCUGAAAGCCCCUCGCGUCCUGCCACCUUUAGAAGCUCACCAGGUCAUGAAAGCCAAUGCAAUGUUUCUAUUGGACUUGGCGAGCGCUACCGGAUCCAUAUUCCCAAGCUCUAGCCCAAUGAGGAAGAUAACUCGGUUUGAUCUUCCCACCGUGUCGGAGUCAGAAUCACUCAUGACACAGUUUCCUGACACGACCUUCAGGUUCCUGACUGUCAUGGCAGGCCAAGGGUCAUCGGAAGAGUUCUCUGAUGUAGAUGAAGGUAUUGCAUCAUCAUCGGGUCCAUUUACUGGAGGUUUCUCAUCUGGUGGUGUCUUCUCAGGACAAGAUAGUCAUUCAAGUGCCUACACACACUCUCAUCCCAAGCUUGUGAGCUCCGGUUCACUAGAUCCUACACACAGGUUUAGUCACUUCAGAUCUAUCUCAAUGAAUGCGUCUGGAUACGCUGCUGCUCAGAGUGAUAAAGGCACUAAGGUGCGCAGGAGAAACAACAGUGGUAGCUCAGAUGGGUCAUCCCUUCUUCGCCGGCCGUCUGCCUUACUAGCUCGUUUGAUAGAGGGACGUUCUGUAGGUCUAUCCACCCUCCAUCGUCCUGUCAUGUUAUUCAUAGCUCAGAGGCAUGACUUGGAUGGACUACAGCUAGCUAUGAAGCAAGCACUCAGGAAGGGAGCAUGCAGGGUUUAUGCUAUGCAAGCUUUGAACUGGCUUCUAAGGAAUGUGACACAGCUGACCUGUCUCCAUGAUCUUCUAUGGCACUUUGUCUCAUCCUUGACACCAUCACCAGGAGAGAAAGAGACGGAACAGGAAGGUGAUGGUGGCAAGGAUAAAGAAAAGGAGAAAGAGAAGAAGGAACCUGAACAGGAGAUAGAAGGUCUAAUGUGUGAGCACCCUCUAUCUGAUAUCACCAUCGCCGGCGAGGCCAUUCAACCUCUCCCAGCGACCUUCCACAACCUCCUCCAAACCAUCGCUACCGUCAUGAUGCAUCUACCAACAGGAGGCGCCCUUCAACAGAUGGCCAUGCGGUGCUGGUGUCUGCGCUUCCGUCAGGCCGAUCAUGUGUUUCUCCAUCGCUCUCAGGUGUUUAGUAACAUCAAUCAGAUCCUCUCUAAGUCUGAUGAGAAUGAAGGAGAUGGAGAGGGGAGUGUGACGGGUAGCUUGGUAUCUAUGACGGAAUCAAGCGUUACAUCACAGAGUUCAGUGAAGGUUGACCUACUACGAGACAUCACUCACUCCGUAGAGCUACAGGUAUCUAGCCGGGCAGCCAUGUUGCCUAGUCUGACUGACGGUUCUACGGAGACCUUCUGGGAGUCUGGUGAUGAGGAUAGGAAUAGAAAUAAGUUUGUCACCAUCUCAGGAAACAAAGGAAUGAAUCUGAAGAUGGUUGCUGUACAUGUAGACAACUCAAGAGACUUAGGGAACAAGGUAACGUCGAUGACCUUCCUAUCAGGGUCAAGCAUAGACGGUCUCCAGAAGGUUCAGCAGUCUAACCUUGAUGCUAGGCAUACUGGAUGGGUGACCUGUGACCUCACUGGUAGUCUAGAUGGGUCAAAGGUUGUACGGAUUGAGCUGAAGGGACCUGAUAGCCAUCUGAGGAUUAGACAGGUGAAGGCACUCGGAGGCAACAGAGGGGAGACCUUAUCAGCUGGUGCCCAGGUAUCAGCUUUGAAUCUCCAGCAGCAGAACUGUGUUAGUGAGACGUUGAGGGUAUUCCGUCUGCUGACCUCACAGGUCUUUGGUAGACUACUAUCAGAUGAAGAACCAAUCAGCAAAGAGAGCCAGAUCAUCAAACCUGGAGAUAUGCAGACACCGGAAGAUGAGGACACCAAUGACAGUGACUUGAAGGAGCACAUGGUUGGAAUCCUCUUCAGUCGACCCAAACUCACUAACCUACAGAAACAGGUUUGUUCUCACAUCGUUCAAGCAAUCCGUAAGGAGACGAUCAAGAUGCAGGAUGAUUGGGAAGCUAGCUUGACUGCUUCUAGUAAGCUGACUCCAUCUAGUACCCCAUCAUCAUCAGCUCCAUCAUCAUCCAUAGACCAGGUUACAUCAACACCUGAUGCAUACUGCUUUGAGCUUCUAUCUAUGGUCCUGGCCUUGAGUGGAUCCAGAGUAGGCCGGUCUUACGUAGCCCAGCAGGAUGGACUACUCCUGGACCUGGUCUCACUUCUUCACACCGGCACACCUCGGGUCCAGAGACAAGUGACGGCCGUCCUGCGUAGGUUCCUGCUAGAGAUUCCUCCCAAACUCUUCAAGCAGAUCAUGGGUGUGAGUAGUCUUCCACCGGAUGAUCUUAGUCUCCUGACCCAAGGCCUGUCGGACAGGAAUCCAGACACCCCUGCUGAGGACUAUCUGGGAGUCCUGGAUGUCUUCCUAGCGUGUGUGGCUAAGGCUUUGACGGUUCAGACCAAGGUCAAGGGAGGAUGGCAAGCUGCUAUGGGUAAAGGGACUGCAGAGUUUGGAGUUGGAAGAGGGGCGCAUUCCUAUACCUUGGCCAAACUACAACAACAGAUGAGUACUGAGGAGUCGCCAGCCAGGAGAUCUCGUAGUAAACAUUGGUGGUUGUGUGGUUCAAUGUCACACAACAUUGCAGAGCAGAUCAUCUUACUCAUCAAGGAUAUGUCUGCUGGUAAGAUUUCCUCUGAGUGGGCCAAGGUGACUAAGGGAGCCAUAGCAGAGAGGGUCCUGUCACUCACUAAACUUGAUGAACCUAAGAGAGCACCAGCACUCUGUAUCAAGACUAACACGCUGUGGCUAUCUCUAGCAUCUCUCUGUGUAUUAGAGCAUGAGCAUGUAGAGAGAUUAUCAUCUAGUCAAUGGGCUCAAGGCAAAGACUCACCAGCAGCUAAACAGAAGCAGCCAACAUGUGACAACCAUGACGAUGGAGAAACAUCUGCUAUCAUCCAAUGUGAGCACUGUGGUAACCUAUGUGCUGACUGUGAUAGAGUGCUACAUCUACCCAAGAGACAUAGGAACCAUCAGAGAAAGGUUUUCAAAGAAGAGGAGGAGUCUAUCCGUGUUGACCUCCAUGAAGGAUGUGGGCGGAGUAAACUCUUCUGGGUCAUGACCCUCGCUGACUCCAAGACACUCAAAGCUAUGGUGGAGUUCAAGGAAAUCACUCCAGGUAACACAGCUACAGGUGGUGGAGGAUCAGUUGCCAUGGGAACCUGUCGUUUUUGUGGUACUAAGACAUCAACAGGAAUCCUUGGACCUGCAGGAAGCGUGUGUAACGAUCCUGAUUGUCAGCGGUAUGCUGAUAACGCAUGUACCAAGGUACAGCAAUGUGGUCACAUGUGUGGUGGUAUCCAUGACGAAUCUGAUUGUUUACCUUGUCUCUAUGGUUGCAAUCCAUCUUCUACUCUCCGUCAGGAUGCUGAUGAUAUGUGUAUGAUAUGCUUCACUGAGGCCCUAGCAUGUGCUCCAGCUAUACAGCUGAACUGUGGUCAUGUGUUCCAUCACCAUUGCUGUCAAGCCGUCUUAGAAGGGUCGUGGGUCGGUCCUCGUAUCACCUUUGGUUUCUCUCUCUGCCCCAUCUGCAAGAUGAGUAUGAAGCACACCUCCCUGCAGGAUGUAUUGAAACCCAUCGAGGUUCUUCAUGAGGAUGUGAGACGGAAGGCUUUGAUGAGAGUAGAAUAUGAAGGGUUACUGAAGGGUGAAGCUAUCACUACUCCAGGAGCUAGGUUCUACAAUGAUCCUGCAGGCUUUGCUAUGAAUAGAUACGCUUACUAUGUCUGCUUCAAGUGUAAGAAGGCUUACUAUGGAGGAGAGGCACGCUGUGACCAGGAAGCAGGGAUCCAGGAAGACUAUGAUCCAUCAGAGUUAGUCUGUGGAGCAUGUUCUGACGUGUCUAGAGCGCAGAUGUGUGCCAAGCAUGGUACAGAUUUCCUGGAGUACAAAUGUCGUUACUGCUGCUCGGUGGCUGUCUUCUUCUGCUUUGGAUCGACUCAUUUCUGCCAGGCUUGUCAUGAUGACUUUCAGAGUAUCACCACCAUCCCUAAAGCUGAGCUUCCUCACUGUCCAGCUGGUGCACGAGCCAAGCAGCUAGAGGGAGAAGAAUGCCCCCUUCAUGUACAGCAUCCACCUACAGGAGAAGAGUUUGCAUUAGGAUGUGGUGUGUGUAGGAAUGCUCAUACGUUCUAGUGAUGUCACCGUGUCUGCUCAGAGUGCAGGACUUCACCAAGAUGUCCCUAACAUGGUGCUAUGGUCUGUAGGAGAACAGACAGGGAUGCUGAGUAGUAGGAUGAACUUGUGUUCUCAUUGUGGAGGAGGAGGAGGAAAAGGGCUGGAUUGAGCGUCUUUCAUAUGGCUGUCACACCAACGAUGCCAAAUCAACAAAAGACCAAACAAGCAAUUACAUUACCAGGCAUGACACAGAAUCAGUCGGUCUGGAGUCGGUUCGGAGUCGGUUUGGCGAUGUGACCGAGGUAUUAUCCCUUCAUGGAGCCAAGGACCGGAUAUCAUGAACAUACAUGACACACUUGUGUUGUUCCCAUCUGUCAAUUUGAGCGAGUUCUUGUCAUUUUCUUUCAGAAUUCCUUCAAGUUGAGGCAGUAUGUUUCUGAUGUACUGCUGCAUACUGCCUCAGCUUUCAGGGCAGGAGUAUAUCUCUUUAAAGGGAUUAAUUCUGACGAAGAAUCUACUUUUAUUUGUCAAGGUAAUUCUCCGACAUUAUCUUUGCAUUCAUCUACUGUAAAACCUGAAUUGAUUGCAUUUAAUGUUCGUGAGUUUUGUGAGUGCUUCAGACUCUCGAAAGUUUUCAUGCCAAAAUUAACAUAUUCACAAAUGACACAGCGCUAGAUGUUUGCAAUUUUCGAAAGUUUCAUGCUGUGAAGAUGAAUAUUGUUUAAAAUUCCUGACAAUUUCAUGUCUCUAAUAAAUCUGGUUUUCCAGUAAUUCUUUUUGUGUGAUUUUGAAUGAAAUUAAAUCAGUGUGACUACAAUGAGUAAUGUUUUUAGUUUCUUCAUUUGUAAGUAGUCUUUGGUAGAUGGAGGGGCAGAUAGAAAGCCCAUGAUGUUUUACACCAAAGCCUCAAUAAAAAUUCCAUAUUUAAAGUAAGUUAGAAAAACAGUUGUUUAAAGGUAUGGAAAGAUGUUAAUGUUCAUGUCUAUCAAAUAUAUUUCCUUGUCCAUGUGAUUCUGAAUCAUACACACAUGCAUGAAUGUGAGGAAUGAAAGUUAAAAGCUUUAUGUAACCAGUUGUGUUUAUAUCUAAUGUCAAUUGAUUGCUCCAUAAAAUCUGUAAGAAUUUGAAUCCUUCUGAGAAUGGAUGAAAUUAUGUUAGUUUGUAUUAUUGUUUCAUUUGCAUAAGAGAUUAUGUAAUGUGUUUAUGCCUGUAUAUACCCCCCACCCCCUCCUCUUUGCUAAAUGUUCAUUCCAAUGUAUAUUAAUAUUUGAAUCUGUUAUUAUUGAUAAUUGUCAGAAUGAAAGCACAGAAUCUGAGAUGGUGUAUUCUCGUGUAGGUAUAACUAAGAUGUUUUAAGGGGAAUACCCUUAGGACCGUAAAACUAUAGUCACAUGACCCCGUAGUGAAAUAUAAUAGUUUUGUCUAAUUCUGAAAUGUCUGUUGGAUUUAGACAAUAUCCAAUAUUUUGAUAAGUAAAAUGCUAUUUCACUGUGAUAUGUUGAUUCUUCAAUGCAAUAUGUAUAAAAUGUGCUUUGUUCACAAGAUGGCAUGAAGAUUUGAGUUGGUUUUUUAAGUAAACAAGUGUACUUUGUGCAAUCCAAGUUGUUUAUAUGUAAUUCAGUUUUGAAAUCUCCAGUAGUGCACAUUCAUUACAAAGAAAUUGGUUUUGAUUCACUUCGCACUUGCUGAUCGAAAUUGAUGGGGCAUUUUUUUCUUUUCUUUUUUGCAUUAAAACAAAUUAUAAAAUGACUUUGAGGAAGCAUUUCUUGAAAUAUUUAAUGACAUAAUUUAUAAGUUAAAGUUAAAUGGUACAUGUAGAUUUAAGUGUACCAAAGAAAAAAAAAGAACUCAUUUUUAGUGGAGCACAAAGCAUAUGUUUGACUUUAUGAAGUAACACAAUAUUGAGACUUUUGUACAAAUAUGAAUAAUGGCUAUUUUCUUGUCAAUGUUACAAUUCACUUUUGCAGUUCUUUUGGCAAUUUUGAAAAGAUUAGUAAAGAUUGAUCGUAAUAAAUUUCACUUUAGACAUACCGGUACAUCUAUGCUGUGAAAAUGGUUAGUACUUCAUUAAUGUAUCAACAAAUCAAUUCUUAUCUAAUAAUUGAUAAUUUCCAAGAUAUCAAGAUGCCAUUUUGCUCAAUAUAGUGUUUUAUUAUAACAAGUGUACCAAAUAUGUUGUGUUUUAGUAUAGUGCUGCACUAUACUGACCUUGUAUACUGCAGUGAUGUAAUGGAAUAUUAAGAAUAUUUUAUUUCGAGCUGCAUCAAUUUUCAUUUAAAUUGCAUUUGAGAUUUCAUUAUUUCAACAGGAUACUGUUUUUGUGUUGUGCGUAUGAUUGCAAUAUGUCCAUGUAACAUAAGGUUUAGCAUAUGUGAAGCUGCCUUGUCGAACGGAUUCAAUUUUGUUGUAUGUAUGUUUUGACUCAAAUAUUUCAUACAUUUUCAUAAUUACAGUCUGCAUUUAUAUAUUAUUUUUAUAUCAUAUUUUGUACCAUGGAAUAUAUUCCCCACAAUGGGAUGAAUAUCUUUGCAUGGUGAAGCAUUCAAGCUAUGCUAUUAAUACAUGUAGGUCUUUGUGAGUCUAGAAAGUCAUUAAAUGACAUCAUAGUUCAUACAACUAGGGUCAUUGUAGAGUUCUCGUAGAAUUGUGAUCUUAGAGUAUAUAGAACUUUAUCAGAAAUAAAACAACAUUGGUUCUUAAGAUAGAUGUAGUAGAGACGUUCUUAGGUUAAGCAUUCAGAAAGGGCAUUCAACCAGGGUAUUAAACCUGUUCAUUCAUGACAUGAUAAUCAUGAUAUGAAUGUAUUCAUGGGUACAUGCUGUUUGCAUUGUAUCUCUAUGCAUUUAGUCUCGUGUCAUAUGCAGGGUUUUGCCCAGCCAGAUGACUGACUAUCAUGAACAUUUUUCUAGUGAACUAAGGUUAAAGCAGUCCUGUUUUCAGCUCCCAUGUUUUAAUAGUUUCAUUGUGAAGUGUUGUUCUAUGGUCGAUGAGACGCGUGAUAUCACACGGUGUUUCUCAUAUUCUCUAAGUCUCUUACAAUCCACCUUGUAUAACAGUAUCUAAAGCAUAUAGGGCUUUUAGAAGUACAGUCAAACCUGUCUUAGUGGAAACCUCUGUAUAAAGGCCACCUGUCCACAGAGGCCAUGCAUUUUGUCUCCCUCAAGAAAGAAAUGUGUGUCGUAGAACCUGUCUAAAGAGGCAACUUGCCUUCAGUGGCCAUUUAUUCUGUUUUCCUUGGAUGGUCUUCAUAGGCAGGGUUGACUGUAUUGAAUUAAUUGCCUUUCUAAGCUCUCAGAAUAGUAGUAUGUCACCAUUUGUUUUUGUUUUUGUUUUUCCUUGUGUGUGGAACAUACACUGUAUCCCUUAGGAGAAAAUUGUAUGUAUUGUGUGCAUUAGAUAACUAGAUUUGAAUUGUGUAUCUCAUUCCUCGAAUGAUCCUGUAAAAGUUCUUGUUUAAACUAUGAAGAAGCUGCAUGUUUUUAUGAAAUGAUGCUUCUCAAUAAAUGUUCAAAGAGACUAUAAGUAGAUUUCACUUGUAGUAAUUACAUUGUAGGUAAAUUUCUGUUGAUAUAGAUCAUUAGUUUGCUUAAAUGAAAUAUUAUACAACUGAAUGAUGAUGAUGAUAACUUCUUGUAUAGAGCCGGAGUCAGGUGGGUAAGUUGAAGACUUAAUUCUAACAAACUAAUUGAUAUUGUGUGAAUCAUAGUCUACAUGAAAUUUAAUAGUAUAUUUAUCACUGAGACAAGAGUCAUAUAUAUGUCAAAAAUUGAACUUUUGAACUUUGUAAGUUUUUGUAACACAUGAUUACAAUGUAUUUCCAUUGGUAUUGAUGUUCCUGUUAUGCGUGUGUUGUUUUGUGAUGAAUUGGAAGCGAUGGUGCAUAGUGAAAUAGAUUUAACUAUAGAAAACUCAGGCAUAUUCUACGAGUUCUGAGGUAAAUUGAGAUAGAAAAAGAAAUGUGCAUUGAGCUUUGUUUCAAAUAUUAUUCCAAUGAAAUGAUAAUAUGCAUGUAAUUGUUUUCCUUAACAACAUGUGCAAGUCAUAUUUGCACAAUCUGCACAAAAUAGCACAGGAGUGUUGAGUUUAUAUUGAAUUUGUAUGAUUAUUAUGAAGAUGAAUGGUUCAUAUGACUGCUACGAGGCUUAACGCUGGCUGCAUGUGUAUGUACAACCAAGAUGUCUUUACAUUUAUCUUCCUAAUAAUAGUAUUUUAGUGAUGUUUUUGUGAGCAGCAAUAGUAUGAUCACAAUGAUGAUAUUUGUAUGUGUACAGUAAAUUGGUGAUUGGUAAGAAUAUAUUGAAUGUUAACAAUUUAUGUCAUUCAAUGUCUCCAUAUCUAGCUCAAAGGUAUUAAGAGAGUGAGAGAAAAACAGACUGAAAAAUGGUAUAAUUCUACUGAAACAUGUUGCAUAUUGAUAUAAUUGAAUAAACUCAAAUUUCUAUGACAACAUA
Messenger RNA from Strongylocentrotus purpuratus (purple sea urchin), 16981 nucleotides. It is a transcript of the gene mycbp2, whose product is annotated as E3 ubiquitin-protein ligase MYCBP2. Lineage: Eukaryota; Metazoa; Echinodermata; Echinoidea; Camarodonta; Strongylocentrotidae. The coding region runs from base 6 to 12548 and encodes 4180 amino acids. The record is from RefSeq and is a predicted model, not a curated record. The transcript has 60 exons. Gene Ontology annotation, cellular component: nucleus.